Polypterus senegalus (gray bichir) is the source of this 2139-nucleotide messenger RNA. RefSeq names its product sodium-dependent phosphate transport protein 2B-like. Bases 1 to 2139 code for a protein of 712 amino acids. The transcript has 13 exons. Gene Ontology annotation, biological process: sodium-dependent phosphate transport; intracellular phosphate ion homeostasis. Gene Ontology annotation, molecular function: sodium:phosphate symporter activity. NCBI's taxonomy places the organism in Eukaryota, Metazoa, Chordata, Cladistia, Polypteriformes, Polypteridae. Gene Ontology annotation, cellular component: vesicle; brush border; apical plasma membrane. The record is from RefSeq and is a predicted model, not a curated record.
AUGCGGAUCAUCGGUGGGCUCCGGGUUGGCACGGAUACUCGCUGGGUCCGAAACGUCCGCAAACGUCCACCUUGGCACCGUCCACAGCUGGAAUGCGAGGGUCAUCGGCGGGACCAGGCCAGUACAGCCAAUGGGGGCGUCCCAGUUCUCACAGUCGCCACAUCGACACUCAUCUCCCACCCCUUCCCGUCCAGCCGGUGGUCCCAAGCAGGUUUACAGAUCUUACUUCCCACUUCGGACACCAUGGUAUUCGCCAACAAGUUGUCCACCUCCUCUGUGGCCCUGAAGGUGACCGAGGAAGACUCUCAUGUGACUGAUGGCCCCGUUGCUGACCCCAGUGAAGUGGCCACGGAGGAGGAGGAGGACGAGGACCCCUGGACUCUGCCCGCCCUUCAAGACGCCGGCCCUGCCUGGAAGGAGCUCGAUGGCAUCGGGAAACUGCGUCGAGUCCUGCUCGCCAUCCUGAGGGGCUUCCUUCUGCUUGUGCUGCUCUACGUCUUCAUCUGCUCCCUCGAUGUCCUCAGUUCGGCGUUCCAGCUGGUGGGAGGAAAGGCGGCCGGUGACAUCUUCAGUGACAAUGAAGUGCUAUCCAACCCGGUGGCAGGGCUCGUCAUUGGGGUGCUGCUGACCGUCCUGGUGCAGAGCUCCAGCACGUCCUCCUCCAUCAUCGUCAGCAUGGUGUCAUCAGGCCUGCUGACCGUCACCACGUCAAUCCCCAUCAUCAUGGGCGUCAAUGUUGGGACUUCGGUCACCAGCACCCUGGUGUCACUGGCGCACUCUGGGGACCGGAACGAGUUUCGCAGGGCCUUUGCUGGCUCGGCGGUUCAUGGCCUCUUUAACUGGUUAACUGUGCUCAUCCUCCUGCCAGUGGAAGUUGGCACUCACUAUCUGUACCACCUGACCAGCGCCAUCGUGGACACCUUCAACAUCCAAUCAGGCGAGACGGCCCCAGACAUCCUGAAGGUGAUCACCGAGCCCUUCACACAUCUGAUCAUCCAGCUUAACAAAGAGGUCAUCGCCGGACUUGGCACGGGCAGCCCGGAGAUCGGCAAUCAGAGUUUGAUUCUUCACUGGUGUUUGACCCAGAAUGUCACGCUCCUCAAGAACGUCACGGUGUCCAACGCUACUGAGUGCGCCAUCUAUGAGUGCUUUGGGUCCGAUGACAACCAAGUGGCUCUUAAAAACGUCACCGAGAUACAACCCGUGAAGGCCUGUACCCACAUCUUUGCCCACACAACCCUUCCAGACAUGGCGGUGGGCUUCAUCCUCCUCUUUGCCUCCCUGCUGGUCCUCUGCGGCUGUCUGAUGCUCAUCGUCAAGCUGCUCAAUUCGGUGCUGCGGGGGCAGAUUGCACAGGCCAUCAAGAAGGUCAUCAACGCAGAUCUGCCAUUUCCCUUUGGUUGGGUGAACGGCUAUUUGGCCAUCUUGGUUGGCGCCCUGAUGACCUUCAUCUUACAGAGCAGCUCCGUCUUCACGUCAGCCAUCAUUCCGCUCAUCGGAAUCGGGGUCAUCAGCCUUGAGCGGGUCUACCCUCUAUGCCUGGGGUCCAAUAUUGGUACCACCACCACUGCCAUGCUGGCCGCUCUGGCCAGCCCUGCUGAGAAGCUGCGGAGUUCUCUUCAGGUUGCCCUAAUCCAUUUCUUCUUCAACUUGACUGGCAUCGUCCUUUGGUAUAUCAUCCCCGUGAUGCGACUGCCUAUUCCUUUGGCCAAGAAGUUUGGAAACAUCACUGCCAAGUAUCGCUGGUUUGCCGUCCUCUACCUGCUCCUCAGCUUCUUCCUGCUGCCCGCUGCCAUCUUUGGCCUGUCUAUAGCGGGCUGGCCGGUCCUCGUGGGAGUGGCAGGUCCCAUCGUUCUGCUGGCUGCUUUCAGCUCUGUGGUGACUUUGUGCCAGCGCAGAUGCCCGCAGUAUCUGCCCCACUGCCUCCGGACCUGGGACUCUCUACCCCUCUGGAUGCACUCCUUGGAGCCUUGGGACCAUCUCGUGUCACAGUGCCAACGUCACUGCUGCUGCUGCUGCCGCUGCUGUACGAAGAAGGUGCCAGCCGGUGUAGAAGAUGGCAGUGACAGCAAAUGUGAAAGCACCGAGCUGCACGCGUAUGACAACCCGGCGGCAGAGCCCAGCGCCGAGGGGGUCUAA